Molecule: messenger RNA, 585 nt
Organism: Eimeria acervulina
Lineage: Eukaryota; Apicomplexa; Conoidasida; Eucoccidiorida; Eimeriidae
Product: vacuolar protein sorting 29, putative
Exons: 2
Coding region: 1-585 (194 amino acids)
Biological process (GO): retrograde transport, endosome to Golgi; intracellular protein transport
Cellular component (GO): retromer complex; endosome
Source: RefSeq, a predicted model, not a curated record
AUGGCUGGUAACUUCACCGAUUUCGGCGAUCUUGUUCUCAUAAUAGGGGACUUUCACGUCCCCCAGAGGGCUGUAGAUCUGCCUCCGUGCUUCAAAGAGCUGCUGCACACAGACAAAAUACGCCAUGUCCUCUGCACGGGUAAUGUGGGCAGCGAGUCGAUUCUAGAGUUCCUUAGAGGAAUCGCUGGUUCUGUACACAUUGUUAAAGGAGAUAUGGAUGAGGGCAUGGACUUCCCAGAGUAUAAAAUACUGCAGUUCGGGGAAUUCAAGGUCGCGCUGCUGCACGGGCAUCAAGUUGUGCCUUGGGGGGACCCGGACGCCUUAUUGCAGUGGCAGCGACGGCUUGACUGCGACAUAGUGGUGUCUGGACACACACACAGCAACUCAGUGCGAGAGGUGGAGGGCCGUUUCUUCAUUAACCCUGGUUCUGCAACGGGGGCUUACCAGCCUUGGGCUCCUUCCCCAACUCCUAGCUUCAUGUUGAUGGCACUGCAGGGCGCGUCAGUGGUGUUGUACAUCUACGAAGAAAGAGAAGGAAAAGCAGAAGUCGUUAUGAGCGAGUUCUCGAAACCGGCCAAGAAAUAA